AUGGAGAGAAACAACCUCCGCCUCCGCCGUCGCACCAAUCUGACAACGCUGUCGGAUGACGUUCUUGUCGAUCGCGCCCUCGCCUUCAUGCGCUUCCUGCAAGAGAAUAAGCCCACCAUGAAUCGAGACAAGACAAUCCUCAUGGACGAGACGGCUAUUUACUUCGAAGGCCCGCGCAAUCGUACCGUCGACGAGGUGGGGCGGCGUCAUGUCAUCAUUCGGUCGGCUGGCUUCGCCUCCAUGCGGAUCACCGCUGCGCUGGCAGUGACGGCCUCUGGGAAGAAGUUGCCCCCUUGUCUGAUCUGGGAGAGAAAGACAAGAGGUCCCCUGGAGCGCCUUGGCGGCUGCUACUGGCUGGACUGGCACUUCCCGUCCGUCACACAGUCCGAGGGCCAGUGGGUUGUGUGGGAUUCUAUGCGCGCCCACAUUGGCAAAAUCUCUAUCAAGAUGACUGUGAUCCCUGGUGGUCUCACGCCAUACUUGCAAGCGGGAGACGUCGGGAUUUUUAAAUCCUUCAAGGACAACAUGUCUGUCCUGAUCGACGCCUGGAAACGAUCUGACCAGGUUAGCUACACCCGAGGUGGGAACCCGCGACCUCCACCUAUUGAAACCAUCGUUGCUUGGGUGGCGACGGCCGACUGGUUUAUCAGUGGGCACGACGUCUACGGAGCCAGGUUCCGUCAAGCAUGGACCGGGGCUACUGGAGACGAACAAACCGCUGGAGGGUACGACAGCGGUGAAGGUUCUGUCGACGAACUGCUUGAUGCUUUUGACGAAGUAUGGAUCGAAGACCAGUCUCUGCAUUUACUGCAGCUAGCAUAA
Messenger RNA from Phytophthora sojae, 822 nucleotides. RefSeq lists its product as hypothetical. The coding region runs from base 1 to 822 and encodes 273 amino acids. The transcript has 4 exons. Lineage: Eukaryota; Oomycota; Peronosporomycetes; Peronosporales; Peronosporaceae. The record is from RefSeq and is a predicted model, not a curated record.